CAGCGCCGGCAUCCUCACAGGUGUGUCGCAGCGCCACUCGCCGCCGGGCCUCGUCUCACGGCGCGCGCUGCAGUCUCCGACACGCUCGCGGCGCAGCCGGCGGCACAGCGCGCCGACGGCGCCGGCGAUGCGGCCGAGGCGCACCUCGCCGCGCUGGGCAUGCGCACGCGCCGCGCCCUCGUGCCCGACGAUGCCGCUCGCAUUGCGGCGCAGGUGCGCGCCUGGCGCGACGGCAGUGCAGACGAGACGCCGUGCGAUCUCAUCGUGACAUCGGGCGGCACGGGCUUUGGCGUGCGCGACGGCACGCCCGAGGCGCUGGCGCCGCUCAUCGACAAGCCCGCGCCGGGCCUGACGCAUCUCCUCGUCGCCGCCUCGCUGCAGCACACGCCGCUCGCGGCGCUCUCGCGGCCCGUGUGCGGCGUGUCGCUGCGGCGGCCGGGCGCAGAGGGAUAUGGCGCGCUCCUCGUGGCGCUGCCCGGCAGCCGCAAGGCGGUGCGCGAGUGUCUCGAGGCGCUCGGCGCCGCCGGCGUGCUCGCCCACGCCCUCGAUCUCGUCACCGGCGGCAGCGGGCGGGCGGUGCAUGCGCGCCUGCAGGGCCCAGAGGGCGGCAGAGACGGCGCGGCGGCGGCGGCGGCGGCGCAAGGCGUCGGCGGCACCGAGACGGACACCGGCCAUGCGCGCGUCGGCGGCACGGACCGCGGCACACACCAUGCGCACCACCACAGCGACCAUGCGCACCACCACGGCUCGCACUCGCACUCGCACUCGGCCCCGCACUCGGCACCGCAGCCACGCACGGCGUACGUCACCGUCGAGCCCGGCGCGCCGGCGGGGCGGCAUCGGCAGUCGCCGUACGCGCUGCAGCCGCUCGACGUGGCGCUGGCGCUCAUUGCCCAGCACACGCCCGGCGCCGGCGCGGCGCGGCGCGAGCCGCUUGCGCGCCUUGCCGGCUGCGUGCUGGCGGCGGACGUGUGCGCGCCGCUCGAUCUGCCGCCGCGCGCCACGAGCAAUGUCGACGGCUACGCCGUGCUGGCCGCCUCGACACCCGCCGGCGAGUACCGCGUGGUGCGUGGUGGUGGCGCGAGUGGGCCGCCGCAGGGCGCCGUCUGCCGCAUCAACACGGGCCAGGCGCUGCCGCUCGGCACCGACGCCGUCGUCAUGGUCGAGGACACGCAGCUGCUGCGUGCCACGGCCGCCGGCGAGGAGGAGGCCGUGCGCGUGCUGGCGCAGGUCGAUGCACGCGAGAAUGUCCGCGCGGCGGGGUCGGACGUGCGCGCGGGCGACGUGGUGCUGCGUGCCGGCCAGCGUGUGGGCACGCUCGGCGGCGAGAUUGGCACGCUGGCGUUUCUGGGCUGCGCGGAGNNGCUCGUCUAUCCCAAGCCCGUCGUUGCGAUCCUGUCGACGGGCAACGAGCUGCAGGACAUCGGCGCUGCGCAGGCGCACGCCGCCUCCGCCGCCGGCGGCGACGAUGGCUGGGACUUUUGCGUGUGGGACUCGAACCGGCCGGGCCUGCGUGCGGCCAUCGAGGGGCAGGGCUUCGAGGUGCUGGACCUGGGCAUCGUCGGGGAUGACCGGGCCGCGACCGUGGCGGCGCUGCAGCGCGGCAUCGCUCACGCCGACGUCGUGCUCACCACGGGCGGCACGAGCAUGGGCGAGUCGGACCUGCUCAAGCCGAUCAUCGAGCGCGACUUGGGCGGCACGAUUCACUUUGGGCGCGUGGCGAUGAAGCCUGGCAAGCCCACGACCUUUGCGACGCUGCCGGCAGAGCCGCGGCCAAAGGUGCUCUUUGCGCUGCCGGGCAACCCCGCCUCGGCCCUCGUCUGCUUCUCCGUCUUUGUGCUGCCGGCGCUGCGCAAGCUCGGCGGGCACUCGGGCGGCGAGGCGGCGGCGCGCAUCAAGGUGCGCCUGGCCGAGGCGCUGCGCCUCGACCCACGCCCCGAGUUCCACCGCGUCGUCGUGGCGCCGGAUGCGAAUGGCGAGCUCGUGGCGAGGAGCACGGGCGUGCAGCGCAGCAGCGGCAUGCACUCCAUGGCCACGGCCAAUGCGCUCGUCUGCGUGCCGGCGCUCGAGGCCCAGGGGCCGCGGACCCUCGAGGCCGGAGCGCUUGCCGACGCCAUCCUUCUCGGGCCGUUGUAGCAGGCGGAAUGACACGCAUGGCAAUUUGCUGCAUCACUUCAGAGCAUCCUUGAACGCGCCAAUGCCCUGCGC
This is a messenger RNA of Tilletiopsis washingtonensis, 2208 nucleotides long. RefSeq lists its product as hypothetical. Gene Ontology annotation, cellular component: cytosol; cytoplasm. NCBI's taxonomy places the organism in Eukaryota, Fungi, Basidiomycota, Exobasidiomycetes, Entylomatales. Gene Ontology annotation, molecular function: molybdopterin molybdotransferase activity. The record is from RefSeq and is a predicted model, not a curated record. Bases 160 to 2136 code for a protein of 658 amino acids. The transcript has 6 exons. Gene Ontology annotation, biological process: molybdenum incorporation into molybdenum-molybdopterin complex; Mo-molybdopterin cofactor biosynthetic process.